AUGAACAAUCUCACGCAGGAUUCCAGUGACACACCGAGUCUCUUCAAAAAGUACUUUCUAGGCGAAUCGCCGACAAAUAUUCUUCUUCGUUUAGCGCUCAUCAUCCUAUUCAUUCUUCUCAUCUGGUGUAUUCUAACUAUAAUUCUCAUCUUUUAUAUACGAUAUCAACGAAAGAAACAUUUGCAAUACUUCAAUGAAUCGCAUCAUCAUCCUAUGUAUGGAAGUAAAUUGAAUUUAACUAAUACUAAUGUGAAACGUCGUUCGCCGCAUCAUUCAUCUGCAUCGUUCAAACGAAAAUCGUUUUCAGCAUCGGUUAGGAAACCUCCGCUGGCAAAUGAAAAGAAUAAAGUCUCGUUUAAUACGAAUAAUACUCAUGCAAUUAUUACAGCUAUGACGAAACCACCGUUAAGUUUCCGUCAGAAAUCAAUUUUGGUCACAAGACUCGAUCCCAAUGAACGUCAAGUGGCAACAGAAAUCAAAGUACCUGUAGAAAAUAAACACAAAACAUCGAAUCCGCCGGCUAAUCACAGUUCGACAAAGGAAGUAAAGCUACCCGUUCAACCUAAGUUUUUCUUCGAUGAUCGAACUGAUCAAACCUUCUCGAAAAGUCCAUUCCAAAUAUUUGCUAUUAAAAUCCGUCGCUUUCCAAACACUAAUCUACAAACGCUACCAUUACGAAAUUCGUUUCUAUCGAACUCGAUAACGCCGAACGAACGUGUCAUUCACUCCCAUUGCUUGCCAACAGUUAUGGUAACGGAUACCAACGCAUCCUAUACAAAUAUUGUCGAAUUCGAAACAUUCGAAGACGAACAAGGAACACGAACUGAUGUAGAAAAACGUCUUGCACGGCAAUUAAGAGCCUUUUAUCGAGUCAGACAUUCGACAUAA
This is a messenger RNA of Adineta ricciae, 888 nucleotides long. NCBI's taxonomy places the organism in Eukaryota, Metazoa, Rotifera, Eurotatoria, Adinetida, Adinetidae. The record is from the annotation of a GenBank genome assembly.